Striga asiatica is the source of this 2954-nucleotide messenger RNA. NCBI's taxonomy places the organism in Eukaryota, Viridiplantae, Streptophyta, Magnoliopsida, Lamiales, Orobanchaceae. The record is from the annotation of a GenBank genome assembly.
GUAAUUCCCUCCUUUUGGUGGCUGAACUGAAGAUGUGGACGAAGUUGAACAAGGUAGAUAGAUGACGAUUGACGAACCACCAAUAUUUUCCUCAACUCCUUUCUCUCUCUCUCUCUGAGUGACUACGCAAAACAACAUUUAGCAGUCGAGCUUCAUCGUGCAGCCAUAGCCUCAACUCAUAUGUAUAUAUAUAAAUGAAAUAAAUAACUGCAAACUGCUACUACCCCGCCACCGCUCGCCGGCAGUCGCAGACGCCGUAGGCUUUAGUAUGACACCAUAACCGAUAACCCAUAUUUUCCAAUGCAUUUUGGACUCAACAUAUCCACCACAUUCGCUUCUUCCACGGCCGCUAAAUUCCACAAUGCUGUUCAUCGUCAUCUUCGCCACCAUGGAUACAGAAUCAUCGACCCAUCUUCCUGUUAUCCUUCUACCAAAACCGCCGUGAUAUUCCCAUCGACCAACUCAUAUUCGCUCAGGUGUGUUUAUUUUUCUCGCCGAUUUUGCCGCGCCAAGGGGGAUGAGCUUGUGCAGGAGGAAAAUCAACCAUUUAUCCCGGGCCCAGGUAACGAUGAUGGUGAAAGCCAACAAUCGUUGCAGUUUUUGCCGCAAUUGAGCGACUCCGCCAUUUUAUCCGCUUGCUUGGUUGGCCUGUUCACCGGCCUUGCCGUCGUACUUUUCAAUUACACGGUGCAUGAGAUUCGUGAUUUGUGCUGGGUUGGAAUCCCGGGCCGAGGUGCUGAGUGGUUGAGAGAUGAGCCAAUCAAAGCCAAAUGGGGACGCGUAAUUUUGGUUCCUGCCUUUGGAGGUCUGAUUGUUAGUUUGCUGAACAUGGUUUCGACUGCUGUAGAGGAUGGGACUUUCAUGUCCAGCUUCAAAUCUGCCUUGAAACUAGUCCUGAAGACUCUGGCUGCUUGCAUCACCUUGGGGACAGGGAACUCCUUAGGCCCGGAAGGCCCAAGUGUUGAGAUUGGUGUCUCUGUGGCCAAAGGAGUGGGCAGUUUAUUGGAUAAGAGAGCUCAAAGGAAGUUGUCGCUCACGGCUGCUGGGUCUGCUGCUGGAAUUUCUUCUGGUUUGUGGGUUUUUUUCUAUAAUCUGAUUUGCUUGCCAUUGGGGAUAUCUCAGUUUCCAUUAUUCGGAAAUGGCUUGUGUAUGCAUGAUGGAUUCAAUGCUGCGGUUGGCGGCUGUUUUUUUGCGGUGGAGUCUGUUCUGUGGCCGUCACCUGCAGAGUCUUCAUUGUCCUUGACGAAUACAACUUCAAUGGUCAUUUUGAGUGCUGUAAUAGCUUCGGUCAUAUCAGAAAUUGGUCUUGGCUCUGAACCCGCUUUCGCUGUUCCCAUCUAUGAUUUUCGUUCUCCGGGUGGACUGUGGUCAGUUCAAAUUAUUGUGCAAAUGUGUUAUAGUCUAUCUGAUAUCCUGAGUUCAGAACUGCCACUCUAUCUUUUGCUGGGCACACUCUGUGGAUUGGUUUCACUUGGCCUAUCCAACUCUACAUCUUUUAUGUUGGCCUUUUUCAAUGGUGUCCAAAGAACCACUGGGAUACCAAAAGCAGUAUUCCCCAUAUUUGGUGGUUUGACAGUUGGGAUUAUAGCCUUAGCAUAUCCCGAGAUUCUUUACUGGGGAUUUCAGAAUGUUGAUACUUUGUUGGAAUCCCGACUAUUUGCCAAUAGUCUUUCAGCUGAUCUGUUGGUUCAAUUGGUAGCUGUCAAAAUAGUGACCACUUCCUUAUGCAGAGCUUCGGGAUUAGUGGGUGGUUACUACGCCCCAUCUUUGUUCAUCGGUGCAGCUACGGGAAUGGCAUAUGGCAAAAUUGUUGGUUAUUUGGUUGCCAUAUCUAAUCCAAUCUUUCAUCUGUCAGUUCUGGAAGUUGCUUCCCCUCAAGCAUAUGGCCUGGUUGGAAUGGCUGCUACUCUAGCUGGGGUGUGCCAGGUGCCCCUCACAUCCGUUUUGCUUCUGUUCGAACUAACACAAGAUUACCGAAUUGUACUGCCGCUUCUAGGGGCCGUGGGACUCUCUUCGUGGAUAACGUCCGAUCAGACUAGAAAAGGAAGGCCGAAAGAAGGAAAUGAAACGGCAGCCAUGCAAGAAAGAUAUCCUAAUGAUAACGACUCAAGCUUCAAACCAACCUUUAAUGAUGUCAAGGAGCAAAACAGAAGUGGCAUUUGCGAGCUUGAGAGUUCACUGUGUCUGAAUGAGGAUUCGGGUGACGAUGUGGACAACUUGUUAGUGAAUGAAAUCAUGGUUUCACAGGCAAUGAGAACAAAAUAUAUCACAGUGCGGAUGGACACUUCCCUGACCGACAUGGUGGCCCACAUGCUGGAGGAGAAGCAAUCAUGUGCUGUAAUCGUUGACGAGAAAAAUCGGCUCUUGGGCCAGCUGGCACUUGGUGACAUUCAGCAGUUCAUUGAACUGUCGAGGGCUAAAAGAAACAGGAAACAUCAUCAGGUACUUAGAGUAUCCGAGCUGUGUUCCUCUAUUGGAAAAAGAUGUUCUGUGGCAUGGACAGCAACCCCAAACAUGAGCCUCUUAACUGCUCGAACACUGAUGAAUAGACAUGACAUAAACCAACUACCUGUCAUUGUGAGCGAUGGGGAUAAUGGAGGCUGUCCAGUCGGUCUAUUAGACAGAGAAUCCAUAGAUCUUGCUUGCAGAGCAUUUGCAAUCCGGGAGGGCCUCAACUGGUUCUUUGUACAGGAGGAAUUCAAGAAUUCAGACGUUUAGAGGGUAUAAUUGUCAUUCUGCACCGAUUCGGCAACCAUCCAUUUUCACAGCUCUCAACUAAGAAAAUACUGAAUACUGUCAGAAGGCUCGAAACUAAAGCACGUGUCUUCAUUCGUUCUCCAACCCAAUCAACACAUUUUAAAUUUUUUACAUUUUUCGGUUGUAUAGAAUAGAAUAGAUGGGCAUAGUCUCUACCCUUGUUCCCUAUUUCUGUACACAAAAAAAAAAAAAAAAAA